AUGCAGGGAAACGUUGAAGGUUGUCCAAGAGAACCAUGGCAUGAUUUGCACUGUAAAAUUGAUGGCCCGGCAGCUUAUGAUGUUCUUACAAAUUUUGAGGAGCGCUGGUUAAAGGCUUCAAAACCUCAUGGAAUUAAAAAACUGAAGAUGCCGUAUGAUGAUGCUUUGCUCAGAAUAGAGAGGCUGCCUGAGAUAUUGGGGAUAUCCGACACUCCUUGCCUCGGUGAGAAUGAUCCUCAGAGUUGGCAUGUUCAGAUCUUUCGUUCAAUUGAUUCAAAUUCCGUAAAAGGCUUUCCAAAAGAUCCAAAAGGAGGUACUCGAAAGAACCUGGUAUGUGGGAAGAAUGUGCUUAUUGAUAUGAGCAUACAUUCGGCAUAUGUAAAGGCCAUUCGUUCUGCCCAGCAUUUCAUUUAUAUUGAGAAUCAGUACUUCAUCGGGUCAUCAUUCAACUGGAAUUUACAUAAGGACUUAGGUGCAAACAAUUUGAUUCCUAUGGAAAUUGCACUUAAAAUUGCUAAUAAAAUCAGAGCACAUGAGAGGUUCUCAGUGUAUAUUGUUAUCCCAAUGUGGCCUGAGGGUAAUCCAACUGGUGCUGCUACACAAAGGAUUUUAUUUUGGCAGCACAAAACUAUGCAAAUGAUGUAUGAAACAAUUUACAAGGCUUUAGUGGAGGUUGGGCUUGAGGAUGCAUUCUCACCACAAGAUUACUUGAACUUCUUCUGUCUUGGCAACCGCGAGGCUAUCAGCAUGAGUGACACUCCAAGAAAUGAAAAUCCUCCUAUGGCUAACACUCCUCAGGCUCUCUGUCGGAAAAACCGCAGAUUCAUGAUCUACGUCCAUUCGAAAGGCAUGAUUGUGGAUGAUGAGUAUGUGAUUUUGGGCUCCGCAAACAUCAAUCAGCGCUCCAUGGAGGGCUCUAGAGACACGGAGAUUGCAAUGGGAGCCUACCAACCUCAUCAUACGUGGGCAAGACAACUAUCAAGUCCACAUGGGCAGAUCUAUGGAUAUAGAAUGUCUCUGUGGGCAGAACAUGUUGGAGUGAUCGAGGACUGCUUUACACGACCUGAGUCUCUAGAAUGCGUUCGACGAAUAAGAUCGAUGGGUGAGAUGAACUGGAAGCAAUUUGCAGCUGAAGAAGUAACAGAAAUGAGGGGACACCUGAUGAAGUACCCAGUUGAAGUUGAUAGGAUAGGUAAAGUAAGAUCCCUUCCUGGAUGUGAAACUUUCCCGGAUGUUGGAGGAAACAUAGUUGGAUCCUUUCUUGCCAUUCAGGAGAAUCUAACAAUCUGAAAUCCUCAAUUGGGAUGUCGCACAAAGCUUCCGAGUUGAAGAAUGUAGUAUUAAAUUAGGAGUUGGUAAGUGCAGUUUUUAGUUAAGGUUUUGAUAUUAGAUACUAAUUUGCUGUACAGCCCCAGCCUCUGGGCACCAACUGUAUAACAAGUAAUAGGUCCUGCCCUGCUCCCCGCUUUGAGUAAGAUCAGUGCCAUUCCUUUGGAAUGGCGGGAGGGUUGACAACAAGGAAUGUUCACUCUGUUUGAUGAGCUGCCUCUCCAAUUAC
This is a messenger RNA of Ilex paraguariensis (yerba mate), 1558 nucleotides long. The record is from the annotation of a GenBank genome assembly. Lineage: Eukaryota; Viridiplantae; Streptophyta; Magnoliopsida; Aquifoliales; Aquifoliaceae.